Messenger RNA from Salmo salar (Atlantic salmon), 3767 nucleotides. RefSeq names its product alanine aminotransferase 2-like. Gene Ontology annotation, molecular function: transaminase activity; pyridoxal phosphate binding. The record is from RefSeq and is a predicted model, not a curated record. Gene Ontology annotation, biological process: biosynthetic process. NCBI's taxonomy places the organism in Eukaryota, Metazoa, Chordata, Actinopteri, Salmoniformes, Salmonidae.
UUAACAGCCGCUGUUCUUGAAUAGGCCAGAAUCGGUCACUGGGGGCGGGGAAAAGAUGUGACAUCACAGACUAAGACCAGGUCUGUCCUAUGUCCUGGUUGGCAGGGUAAGGUGGGGACAGAACGACCAAAGACAGACAGACUGACUGACUGGGAUAUACAGAGAACCCUUGUGCUUUUACUGACCACUGAUUGACCAUUGGCUCGUGGCUACAUCCACAGAGAGGAUACAGUUCUUUGAAUAUUUCGUGGGCUAUCAACGGAACAGAGUUUGAGCUCCAGAAACCGAACAUGACUGAAAAUGGCCUUGGGCACCGGGUGCUUAACAUGGACACCAUGAACCCGAAUGUAAAGCGGGUUGAGUAUGCUGUCCGUGGUCCAAUCGUGCAACGCGCAGUGCAGAUUGAAAAGGAGCUCAAAGAGGGGGUUGAGAAGCCUUUUACAGAGGUCAUCAAGGCCAACAUUGGUGAUGCGCAUGCCAUGGGCCAGAAACCAAUCACAUUUCUCCGACAGGUUGUAGCGCUCUGCGCCUACCCAGAUCUCCUAGAAGACGACAAGUUUCCAGAGGACGCUAAAAAUAGAGCACGGCGCAUCCUUCAGGCCUGUGGAGGGGGAAGUAUAGGUGCAUACAGUGUUAGUCCAGGCAUUGAGAUCGUACGACAGGAUGUGGCUAAAUACAUUGAGAAGCGGGACGGUGGCAUCCCCAGUAACUCUGACAGCAUCUACCUCUCCACCGGGGCCAGUGAUGCCAUAGUGACCAUGCUAAAGUUGUUGACGUCAGGCGAGGGGAAGAACCGUACAGGGGUGAUGAUCUCCAUCCCUCAGUACCCCCUCUACUCUGCUGCUCUGGCUGAGCUGGCGGCUGUCCAGAUCAGCUACUACCUGGACGAGGACAAGUGCUGGAGCCUGGACAUCGGUGAGCUAAGGAGGGCUGUGAAGGCAGCCAGGGAGCACUGUAAUCCCCGCGCCCUCUGCAUUAUCAACCCUGGCAACCCCACAGGUCAGGUCCAGAGCAGGCAGUGCAUUGAAGAUGUGAUCCGAUUCGCUGCUGAGGAGCGCCUUUUCCUGAUGGCUGAUGAGGUGUACCAGGAUAACGUGUACGCGGAGGGUUGCCAGUUCCACUCCUUUAAGAAGGUUCUGUUUGAGAUGGGACCAGAGUACUCCAGUGUUGUGGAGCUGGCCUCCUUCCACUCCACCUCCAAAUGCUUCAUGGGAGAGUGUGGUUUCAGAGGAGGGUACAUGGAGGUGGUUAACAUGGACCCUGAGGUGAAGUUGCAGCUGACUAAGCUGGUGUCUGUGCGACUGUGCCCCCCCAUCCCUGGGCAGGCCCUACUGGACAUCGUGGUCAAUCCCCCUCAGCCUGACGAGCCUUCCUACGCCACCUUCAUCAAGGAGCGUACUGCCAACCUGGAUAUCCUGGCUGAGAAGGCCAAGAUGACAGAGCAGGUCCUCAACACGGUCCCAGGGAUCCACUGUAACCCUGUCCAGGGAGCCAUGUACACCUUCCCCCGCCUCUCACUGCCAGAGAAAGCCAUCAACGCGGCAAAGGAGAAAGGCCAGGCUCCAGACAUGUUCUACUGUAUGAAGCUGCUGGAGGAGACUGGUAUCUGCCUGGUUCCAGGUAGCGGCUUCGGGCAGAGAGAUGGAACCUACCAUUUCAGGAUGACCAUCUUACCUGCAACUGAAAAGCUGAAGGUUGUAUUGGAAAAGAUCAGGGAGUUUCAUAAGCGGUUCACAGAGGAGUUCUCAUAACCCCACUCACCUUCACCUCCCCUCCUCUUCCCAUUCUGGUCUGUAACAAAACCCCACCCCUCUUCCCAGUCUGGUCUGGUCUGUAACACAACCCCACCCCUCUUCCCAGUCCAGUCUGGUCUGUAACACCACCCCAACCCUCUUCCCAGUCUGGUCUGUAACAAAACCCCACCCCUCUUCCCAGUCUGGUCUGGUCUGUAACAAAACCCCACCCCUCUUCCCAGUCUGGUCUGGUCUGUAACACAACCCCUCUUCCCAGUCUGGUCUGGUCUGUAACACCACCCCACCCCUCUUCCCAGUCCAGUCUGGUCUGUAACACCACCCCAACCCUCUUCCCAGUCUGGUCUGUAACAAAACCCCACCCCUCUUCCCAGUCUGGUCUGGUCUGUAACACAACCCCACCCCUCUUCCCAGUCCAGUCUGGUCUGUAACACCACCCCAACCCUCUUCCCAGUCUGGUCUGUAACAAAACCCCACCCCUCUUCCCAGUCUGGUCUGGUCUGUAACAAAACCCCACCCCUCUUCCCAGUCCAGUCUGGUCUGUAACACCACCCCAACCCUCUUCCCAGUCUGGUCUGUAACAAAACCCCACCCCUCUUCCCAGUCUGGUCUGGUCUGUAACAAAACCCCACCCCUCUUCCCAGUCUGGUCUGGUCUGUAACACCACCCCUCUUCCCAGUCUGGUCUGGUCUGUAACACCACCCCACCCCCCUUCCCAGUCUGGUCUGGUCUGUAACAAAACCCCACCCCUCUUCCCAGUCUAGUCUGGUCUGUAACACCACCCCACCCCUCUUCCCAGUCCGGUCUGGUCUGUAACAAAACCUCACCCCUCUUCCCAGUCUGGUCUGUAACACCACCCCACCCCUCUUCCCAGUCUGGUCUGGUCUGUAACAAAACCCCACCCCUCUUCCCAGUCCGGUCUGGUCUGUAACACAACCCCACCCCUCUUCCCAGUCCGGUCUGUAACAAAACCCCACCCCUCUUCCCAGUCUGGUCUGGUCUGUAACACAACCCCACCCCUCUUCCCAGUCCGGUCUGGUCUGUAACACAACCCCACCCCUCUUCCCAGUCCGGUCUGUAAUAAAACCCCACCCCUCUUCCCAGUCUGGUCUGGUCUGUAACAAAACCCCACCCCUCUUCCCAGUCCGGUCUGGUCUGUAACAAAACCCCACCCCUCUUCCCAGUCCGGUCUGUAACAAAACCCCACCCCUCUUCCCAGUCCGGUCUGGUCUGUAACAAAACCCCACCCCUCUUCCCAGUCUGGUCUGGUCUGUAACACAACCCCACCCCUCUUCCCAGUCCGGUCCGGUCUGUAACACAACCCCACCCCUCUUCCCAGUCCGGUCUGUAACACAACCCCACCCCUCUUUCCAGUCCGGUCUGUAACACAACCCCACCCCUCUUUCCAGUCCGGUCUGUAACACAACCCCACCCCUCUUUCCAGUCCAGUCUGUAACAAAACCUCACCUUCCUCCUCAGAAACUGGAUGGAGAGAUGGUGAAAAUAUCUAACUGAAAGAGUGCCAGUGUGUUACCAACACACCUCCUGUUUGAGACUCUCCCCUCUAGUGUCUGAGACUUGACAUUAAAAGAGGAACAAUGUGUUAAGAAACUGCACUUUUUAGCAUGGUACCUGGCACGCUGUUCUGUUUCAGCUCAUUGUUUAAAUUGUGUCAGACAGCAUCUGCACAGUGUACAUAUGUGAUAAUGUUUGUCAUUUUCAGUUCAUGACUAUAACUGAUUUUGUAAGUUGAGGGUUUUACUUGUUCUGCCAAUUAUUUUACAGCCUAUCUAGUUUUACAGGUUAUACAGCUACAUUAUGAUCAGUCGUACUAAUAUCAGUAAAUAGUUGGCAGUGGUGUGCUUUUCUUGCAUGCCAGAGGGAUCUUCUGUUGAAAAGGAUACUGUGAACUACUGUGUGUACGAUGAACAGUCUGAAUGUAGUUACAGUAUUUAAUAACUAUGUUGAUUUUAUAUUGAAUUGUAAAAAUAUAAAUUAAAGUGUCAUUUCUAUGUC